Messenger RNA from [Torrubiella] hemipterigena, 5314 nucleotides. The record is from the annotation of a GenBank genome assembly. NCBI's taxonomy places the organism in Eukaryota, Fungi, Ascomycota, Sordariomycetes, Hypocreales, Clavicipitaceae.
GGAAUUUACAACCCACCAUGCAGUACAGCAGGAACGAAGAGCAGCCUUGAUUCGGGCUCCUGUAACUUUUCAUUUUCCCUCCGGCUGCUGGUGGAUUACGCUACCGAGGGUGCAUCACCACAUUCCAGUUGUGCAGCCAAGUGAAUCAUGCCACCCACGCCGCGUCGAGUCUAUUUUGCCGCAACGGUGAGUGUCGAGCUGGGACGGCGACGAGAGAAGAAAAGAAAAAGUUGCAAAAUAGAGAUCUACUGUCUAAUUGGCAUUCAGGUACACGACAUUGUCUCCGCGAGACUAAUCUCAUAAACAAGAAAGGCGUCUAUCAUGAUGGAUGCAUGGUGGUGAGGCACUACUACUACACCGGGUGACAAGGUAAGCCAUUGUUACUUUACCCAUCCAAUUGUUCAUUCUGCUGUUUAAUUAAUAGUACAUAUUGCCUGCCAAUACUAUCGGCUAACUAGGCGCUACCAAUGCAAUAAGCAUGGUGGGAAUACGAGUGCCCUUUCAAUAUGGUCCCUUUUUUUGUCUCGCUGUCACUUAAUCAUAUACUCUACAUCCUUCGUAACCAGCUGCUAUUACUACCAACGACUCAGCCGUAAACGAAAAAAAGUCGUCGUGGAAACUCGAUUGUUGACAUAGAGAAAAUCAUUGUUUACAGCUGUGUUUCUUUUUUGGUCUCGACCAGAAACACGGGGAUGAUUGAAGGACCAUCGGGCAUAUUCUUCAGCAUUGCCAUGUCGCAAGGGCUAGGCGCGUCUCAACGCAAGGGAGUGACUCGGAGAGCCCACCAUCUUUGGGCGCACGUCACUAAAGAAGUCUUCUAAGACCAUGUCGCAAAUGAUCUCUUCACCACCGUCACGGGAUGGCCGAAAAUCAGCCAAUCAGGCAGUCUUGUCGUCCGUGUUCCCGCCCACUAUGCCCUUUGAGACAAGCUCGUCCCCCUCCCAUCUCCAGCUUCGUUUCCGAGGUUUGGGUGGCAAAGGUUCUUUGAGGUUCGGGCUAUGAUUCACUUUCUCGGCCCAUCCAUAGACACUCCCCGCUGGAGCGAUGGAAUAAACACUAUCCAGCUAAGGCGGUAUUGUUGUUAUGGUAUUGCCUUUUGCACAGCCCGCCAAUGGACCGUCUAGCGCGCCUUACCAAGAAGAUGACAAUAGGGCGAGAUGGAGGUCAGCUUUGUUUGAAACGUUUUGAAGCAGUCUGCCUGGUGUAGUUUAGAGUCUGGCCGGAGUGUUUAUAUUUUGGCAAUCAACAACAACAACUGAUCAUAAUUGACAAAUUUGUGAUGCCAUCGAAUAUUAUUACAUAUCAAAAUUACUGAUGAAUUAUAAUUUUAGCUUCGAUGAGGUCUUUGCAGUAGACUCCUUCCUUGUAGCACAAUUAUAAGAAUAUAUUAUAAAAUAAAGCGAGCACCGUCAUACAGGAAAUCCACAGCGUGAUUGGUUUAGUGGUAAAAUUCUCCGUUGCCAUCCGCAACGUCGGGGAGCCCUGGGUUCGAUUCCCAGAUCACGCAUUUUUUGCCGCGAAUAGCAAUUCUAUCCCGCAGGCAAUCUCCUUUUUGUUCAUGUCAAUUACGUCGAACUAUUCUUUAACAGAACAGCGUACAGUUUGUAUUGUUAUUUACGCGCUAUAAUUUAAGGUUUUAUUUCUCCUGUAUUUUUACUUUCGUGCCUGAUUCUCUAUGGUGAAUUUGGGCCAUCAGGUGGGGUCAAUUAACGGUGACGCGCUACCGCGUCGACCGUGAACUUAACCAACUGCCACCAGUGAUAUCGACAAACUUGCGCCGCACUUGAUGCGUAGAUAGCGCUUAUAUUCGCCUACAAUGGCCCAAAGCUCAUCUAGGCGCCGUAGGCGCUCAGAAUCAGCCGAAGAUGUCAGCGAGCUCGUGUCGCCAGCGUCCGAUACAUCCAAACGGCGUCGCAGAAACGAUGGCAAUGCUCCCAACGGUGACACACCAAGCCGAGCAGGUGCUUCGAGGACGAAUGGAACGAAUGGCACAACUGGACAGAUUGAUAUGAAUGCAUUUCAUGCUGGUGCGAUUGUGAGAGUGACGGUGGAGAACUUUGUCACGUACGAAAAGGCUGAGUUCUUCCCAGGCCCAUAUCUCAACAUGGUGAUUGGCCCCAAUGGUACUGGAAAGAGUUCACUGGUGUGCGCGAUUUGCCUUGGACUGGGUUACAGUCCAAAGCAUCUCGGGCGUGCUGGCUCGGUCAAGGAGUUUGUCAAGCACGGAAAGGACAACGCGACCAUCGAAAUCGAACUACAAAAGCGGCCUAGCGAUCGACGCAACUAUAUUGUCAAGGUUCAAAUUCGACGAGAACAAAACAGUCAAAAAUGGUGGCUUAACGGGAAAGAGACGACACACAAGGCUAUACAGGAGUUGAUGAGGACGUUAAAGAUCCAGGUCGAUAACCUGUGUCAGUUCUUGCCGCAAGACCGAGUUGUUGAGUUUGCUGCGUGUACGCCAGUCGAUCUUCUGCAUGAAACGCUGAGAGCAGCAGCCCCCGAGGAAAUGCUGAUGUGGCAGAGCCAGCUUCAGGAACUGCACAAGGCCAAAAAGGAGAUUGUCGAGGGCACUCGUUCAGACGCCGAGCAGCUGGAGAACCUCGAGACUCGCCAGCAAGGAUUGCAAGCGGACGUGGAUAGAUUGCUUGAACGCCAGCAGAUCCAGGACAAGGUAGAGGACUUGAAGGCGGCGCUGGUGCUUUCACGGUAUCAGGAAGCUCGAGAUAAGCACGCUGCGGCGAAGCAGAAGAAGAAGGACGCUGAACGAUCACUGAAAAAGUUGGAGCAGGAUAGUGGCCCCUCCCUUAAUGCAGUGAACGACAAACAGGAGUACUCGGCAAAGAUCUCCAAGGCUAUCAAGGCGCAGGAGACCGUGCUUGAGCAGUGUCAUGUCAAGACGAGGGCUGCGUACCGAGAGGCACUAGCCCAAGGCGAAAGAAUAAAAGAAUUCGGUAACAGAUUGGACGCUGAGCGCAAGGGCUUUGAAGCGAAACGACGUGAUUUUGCAGCGUCAAGAUCGAAAAUCACACAGCUACAAGGCGAUUUGAAGAACCGGCCAGAACCAUUUAACGCUGCCGAUUGGAAUCAGAAAAUUCGCUCGGAAGAACACACGCUUCGAGAACUUGAAGAAAGUGCACGAGAGGUCAACAGUAGCUUCCAAGCUAUCGUGGCCCAAGGGUCUGAGAUCAAACACAAGACGCAGCAGCUCAUGGCCGACAUGCAGGCUCUAGAUACACAGCAAGGGCAGCAGCUCAACCUGAUGAAGAGGAAUUUUCCGGAUGUCGCGAAAGCGUGGGAAUGGAUUCAGGACAACAAAGGAGAGUUUGAAAAGGAAGUGUUUGGUCCGCCAAUGAUUUGCUGCUCUGUAAAGAAUGACCGAUACGCAGACGCCAUUCAAGCUAUGCUGCAGGUGGACGACUAUUUGUGUUUUACAGCGCAAACAAAGGCCGACUACAAGAAGCUCUCUGACCAAAUCUACCGUGUCAUGAGUUUGUCGGUGAAUAUCCGCACAUGCAGCGUACCGUUGAGCUCCUUCAAGCCCCCAGCAACCCAAGCGCAGCUUGCCGACAUCGGGCUAGACGGCUUUGCCGUAGACUUUUUGGACGGCCCGGAGCCUGUGCUCGCUAUGCUGUGUGCCGAGAAGCGACUGCACCUUUCGGGUAUCUCCAUGAUGGACCAUUCUGAAGAACAGUAUGAGAGGCUAGUCAACAGCGAGCGAAUCAGCCAGUGGGCAGCUGGUCGUCAGCUCUACACGGUACGGCGACGAAAAGAAUAUGGCCCCAAGGCCAUGACAACGGUUACAAAGAGCAUCAUGGCUGGCAAAUUCUGGACCUCGCAACCUGUGGAUGUGCAGGAAAAGACACGCAUCCAAAACGAGAUUGUCGACUUGCAGCGACGAAAAGAGCCGCUCAAGGCCGAGCACGAGAAGCUAAAGGAGAAGAAAGCGGAUAUUGAGCAUGAAAAAGAUGCAAUCAAUGAAAAGAUUGAGUCUCUAAAGGCUGAAAAGAGCGCUCUACAAAAGGAGUCCCAACGCUGGCAAUCGCUGCCACAAAAGAUUGAAAACGAAGAGCGACAAAAGGCAGCGAGCGAAGAGGCUAUGCGCGAAGCACGCGCGACGUUGACGGAAAUCCAGUACGAAUGGGAUUCCGAGACGCUGAAGCGAGUAAAACUGGCCCUGCGACACAAGCGGUCCAUUGAGCGUGUCCGGGCCGCUCACCAGACACUGAUUGAGUAUCGCCUGUGUCUGGUGGAAGCCAACUCUGAUGUUGCCGGGCUCAAGGAGCUCAAUGCUGCUCUCGUAGAACAACUCGAGAAGGAGCGUGAGAAGCUUGAUAUCGCAUCACGGGAAGCCACCGAGUCUCGAGACGCCGGUCGACUCAUCUCCGACGAGCUCAAGGAGGUUCUACUGCGGGCACCUGACAAGCAGGACAUGUAUUCAGAGCUGUGUGAGGGCAAGUCGCCAGAGGAGAUGCGCAACCUGAUUGAUGCAGAGAAGGCACAGCUGGAGCUCAUCCACGCAGCCAACCCCAACGUGAUGCGGGACUUUAACAAGCGAGCAGAAGAGAUUGCCAAGAUCAAGGCCAAGAUGGAAAAGGCCGGUGGGGAGAUGAGCGAGCUCAAUGUUAAGCUGCAGUCGCUGAUGGGCAAGUGGGAGCCCAAGCUAGACGAGCUGGUGGCGCAGAUUAAUGAUGCAUUUGCGUACAACUUUGAGCAGAUUAGCUGUGCGGGCGAGGUGCGCGUAGACAAGGCGGACAACUUUGACAACUGGGCGUUGGAUAUCAUGGUUCGCUUCCGGUAUGUUUUACCUUUUUCGAGUAGUAUAGAAGCUAACACGUGCUCAUAGUGAAAACGAAACGCUGCAAAAGCUUACAGCACAUCGCCAAUCGGGUGGCGAGCGUGCCGUGUCCACCAUCUUCUUCCUGAUGGCGCUGCAGUCCAUGGCGCAGUCGCCGUUCCGCGUGGUAGACGAAAUUAACCAGGGCAUGGACCCGCGCAACGAGCGCAUGGUGCACGAGCGCAUGGUAGAGAUUGCGUGCCGCGAGCACACGAGCCAAUACUUCCUCAUCACUCCCAAGUUGCUCACAGGUCUACGGUAUGAUCCAAAGAUGCGUGUACUGUGCAUUGCCAGUGGCGAGUACAUGCCUACAGAGGGCCGCAAGCUGGACUUUGGACGCUGUAUCGGGAUUCAAAAGAACUUGUUGACUGCAAGAUAGGUUUUGGGUUAUAACUAGUGCGUUCUAUUAAGGGUAUCUAAAAACACAACUAAUGACUUAUACACUUGACUUGAACUGACAAAAGAAACCUGUUGAUAAGC